Durusdinium trenchii is the source of this 1377-nucleotide messenger RNA. Lineage: Eukaryota; Dinophyceae; Suessiales; Symbiodiniaceae. The record is from the annotation of a GenBank genome assembly.
AACACAUAUUUAGAAAUGUCGAAAUAGUUAUAUAUAUCUUGUGAAACCUCAGUAAGUGGAUUAUAACCUCCUAAGUCAGAUAUGGGAAAAGGUAACAAAUAUUAGCGACAACCAAAGAGCAAUCUUUGCUAAGUUGAAUGAACUUACAGAAUGUAAAGAUGCUGAGGACAAGGAAGCUGAAAAGAAGAAAGUUUGAGAUAUUUUUGAAAAGAAAAGGAUAGGAAAACCAAGGGGCACAUUUGGAGAAAAGCAAAAGCAGUACUUUGAGAUGGUAAAGUCUGGGAAGAUAAAGAACCAUUGCGUAGAUGCUACUGCUAUAUUCUUCCCAAGUGGUGGAUUUUGGAUCCCCAGUCCUUAGCAAUUAAAGUAGCUUGUUCCCCGCCAUCGCCCAUGAUGCUCUUUACCACCCUCCUGUUGAGCGCCUUUGCCGCUGGCUACCAUUUGCCUGAGCCUCCCAAUUGCAGUGAAGAAGAACUCAUGAACGGCUACAAUUACACUCUUCGUGGCGGGUGGAUGGACCUCAGUAUGUAUACCACAUGGGUCCGCGACCGGAACCGACAUGGCCGUACGGGAGCUUUCAACGCAUUUCUCAACUUCACUUCGGCGGCAGGCAUUUGCACGGAAAAAGAUCUGGCCAAUGCCACCCGAGGAAAUGAAUCACUCUUCUGCAUCAGCACCCCGCUUCUUUUCUUCAGCCAGUGCCUCCGUGUCAAGAAAUCGAUCCCUUUGACCAUGACCAAUGUUCUUUCGUCCUGCCACGACUUUGAAUUUAUUGGAUCAGACGUCCUGAAAGAGGCAAAGUUUCCUUUCGAGAGUCGCUUCUGCCACAAGUCCCUGCAUGGUGACCUCACGAGGCUCCUUUUAGUGGGGACUCGUCAAGGUGCGGAGCGAUGGAUUGUGGAGACUUGCCAUUGGAUGAAAGCAAGGAUGUGCCACAACCCUGAGAUGAUGAUCCUUCGUAAUUUCGUACCGGGAUCAGGUUGAUUCUAGUAAUGCGACACUGGGACGCUCCCGUUUUGGUUGUACAGGAUGACGCGCAAUUUGUCCCUGAACGUGACAGUGCGUGCUCCAUUGCUUUCUUUUGCCACGGGAUGAGAGGUUCCCAGCUUGACGCUGACCACGUAGUUGCUCUGCAAAAAUACCCGCAUUUUUUCUUUGCUAGUUGAUCCGCGGUAAGAGUGCACUUGCACAUCACAGGGCAAUUCACGGUGGCGAAUAAAACGGAGGUGGCCACUACCCACUAUCAAAUUGCUAGUUGAGGACUCCACUUGCUUGUUAGGGAAGUCACGUAUUGGCAAUUCUGCCUUAGGGGCGAAUUGCUGUGGCGAAGGAAGCUUUUGAAGGAAGCAGGCAUGUGAGGUGUGGGUUUAUUGACCG